AUGAGAGUGUGUUAAGUAAAAUUAAGAACUCAAAAUUUAAAUAAAAUGAGCAAAUGCAUUUUAAAGUAAAAAAAGAGCACAAGUGUGUUCAAAAUCAAAAAGAAUUUCAAAAAAAUUCCUUUUCUUAAGCUGUAAGAAGAGGUUAUAAGUGGGCAUAUUCCUCGCCAUCUCCAAACAUAUCUUCCUUCUUGCCAUGGGACAAAUUAAACAGAAAAGAGUUAGAUUAGGAAGUAGUUAAGGAGGCUAAUUCAAAAAUAAAUAUCUCCUCAUAUCAUGGAUGAUAUAGUAGAAAGCUAUUAGGAAUUAUUAGCUCACAAAUACCUCUAAAAUGGAGGGAGCAUUUAAAAAAGAGUUUUGUUAAAUAGCUUGAAAGAUAAAAUUUGGCAAUCUUAUUAAGAAAAAUUGACUUCAAAAUAACCAUCUAGUUAAUUUCAAUAAGAACUAGUAGAAAAGAGCAAAAUAAGCAGCCAAGAAAAAGCAAAAAAUGAAUAGAAUACUUAGAAAUAGUUUUAAGUAUCAAAAUGUUAAGCUUCAUAUCUCAAUGAAAAUGAAAAAAAAUUAAAAGCUGAGAGCAUUUCUUUGCCUAAUUGCUAUUCGUUUUAGAAUGAUUAAAAGGAAUAUUUAAGAGAGAAAAUUGAAUGUUAGCAGUAAUACAUUGAAAUAUUAGAGCUUGUAGAUCAAAAUUCACUAAAAGAGUAAUAAGACCAUGAAAAUAAUUGUGAAUUUUAUUCAAUAAUAAAAGAAAAAUUAAACGUCAAAAAGCAUUAGUAAAAAGGAAAGCAUUUAAAUAAUUAAACUAACAAAGGAAAUUAUUAAGCUAAAGUUACCUUAACUUAGAUAUAAAGACAGAAUUUGAUUAAUUUAAUUAUCAAAAAUCAAAUAAACAAAUUCAAUAGAAAAUUAAUUCAUAUCGCUGAAAAUUAAUUGAGUUUUCCUUAAUUCAGAUUCAAAAUUGAAAAGUAAAUCAAUAAUGGAAGAAAUAAAUUAUUAGAAGAAAAAGCAUAUCAAACAUUCUGCUAGACAUAAAAACAAAAUUUGAUCUAAGCAUAUUGCUUUUAAAUGAAAACUGAUUCAAAUGAAAAGAGAACUUCAAAUUAAACUUCUAUUUAGCAAUAAAUCAAUAAAUAGGCUGAAACUGAAUAAAAUAUUAGCUAUUUAAACUUUGAUAAUAACUAAUUUAAAGUAUUAUAAGCCUUAAAACUCUAAACAGAUAUAUAAUACUUAAAAUUUAAAGACAAUAGUUAGCUUUAAUGUCAAGAAUUAUAUAAAUAAGCUUAGAAGAAUAAAAUUUUAGGUGGAGGUAUAUGUGGCAGUAAAUUAAAACUAAAAUCUGUGAAACCAGAAGAAUCAUAUUAACAGAUAAAAAAAGAAAUCAAAAUUAAAAGUACAACAAAUUAGAGUUAAGAUGAUAGAAUUAAGGAAGAAUAGCGAAUUAAUAGAAAAUUCGAAAGAUUUAAUUCAAAAUAUAAUAAAUAUUUUGUCAUCAAAGAAUAUAGUGAUGCAUAAGAUAGCUUAAAUGUCUUAGAAACUGAUGUAAGAGAGAUAAUAGAAAAAACACUUUUUAAAUUCAGAGAGUAAAUAAUUUUGCAAGAACUUAGACCAAAAGUCAUAGACAUUAUAAAUUUACUUAUCAACUAUCUUCUUAUUAUAAAAUAAAACGAUUCUAAGUCCUCUGUGCAAUCUGAUAUUAAUGAGAUAAGCGAUAAGUUAUAAAAACUCAUCCUUUAUUGUAAAGAAAAUAAAGAGAGACAUCCGUGUUUAGAUUUAUUUUAAUAUUUUGACAUUUUAAAGUCUUUGAAUGCUUAAAGAGUUGGUUUAGAUGAAGCAAAUAAGCACGUGGCUACACAAAUUAUUGAAAAAAUAUUUGAGGUUGCUAAGUUUGGAGCUGGGUUUGUCAGUAUUGCAGGUGCUAUCAAAAAUUUAACUGAAUUUGAUUACAAUAAACUGAAAGGCUUCAUAAAUGAUAUAAGAAUCAUAGUAGAAAAAUUAACUUCUGAUACUGUUGAAGGGUCAAUUAAUUAAGGGUUAGGUGUUUACUCUGAUUACAAUAGCAGUAAUAUAUCCAACAAUAUGCUGUCUUUAUGGCUAAGAAAGGUUUAAUAUAUGGGAGAGAAUCUUUCUGAUCAGAUUUUAGAAAUUAUUUUCUAUUUGGAAGAGUGUGAUAAAAUUAAAAAUAAUGACACUCGAUUAUUUGUUUACAUGCAAUUGAAUUAUUUGCUAUCCAAGCAGCUAAUAAAGGACAAUUUUGAAGGACUACGUUAGAAAUUAGAAGAAUAGAAUAAAAUAAAACUUAUUAUCAAUUAAUAGAAGUUUUUAUAAUUGAAUGAGUAUUCUGAUGGAAUUAUUGAUUAGCUCAAAAGUCUAGCUAAUUUCAUAGCAUAGAGUCAUUAAUUUAGAUACAUAAAAGCUUAAUUACUUCUACAUUUUGCUUAAAUCUUAUCAGUCUAAAACUAAAACGAAUUUAAAGACAUGAUGAAUAAUAUCAUCUCAAAUUAUUUAAUCGAGAAAUAAAAAUCUGUUAAGAUUGUGAGCGAAUACAAUUAAAUUAUGGCUGAGUUUAUUGAUAAUUAACUUGAUAAAACUCAAAUUUUGAAUCAAAUUAGCUAGCAGAAAAAAUAAAUGACUAAACUUUUAGAUGAUAAGUCAGAUUUCGAUAACUUCGCAUAUGAUAUUUAAAAUGAAAAAGAUUUAGACAAACAAUUAGCUAAAUAUUUUGUUUAAAUUUGGGAAUAAAGUGUCAAGCAAAGAUAGAACAAUCUUGAAAUAACCCAUAAAGAUGAUGUUUUGCUGGAAGCGAUUCAUUUGUAUGUUAAUUAAUAGAUAACAUUUUAAGAUGGCCAUAAAUUUUACACAGAAGAAUAAGAUGCCUAGAUAACACUUUAAGAUGGCAAUAAAUUUAACACAGAAGAAUAAGAUGCAUAGAUAGCAUUUUAAGAUGGCAAUAAAUUUAACACAGAAGAAUAAGAUGCAGUGAAAUAAAUUUUUGAUAAAUUCCUCAUUCCUAACUUUGUAUUUUCUUAAGAAGAAGCAAAUAAAAAUGAUUAAUUAAAUUAAAAAUCAACAUGUAAAAUCAUAUCAAUUUUAGCAGAAGGAGGUUCUGGAAAGUCAAUGCUCUUAAAAAAAAUUGAAGUCGAAAUUCUCAGUGAUAAUUCAAAAUAUAAAAGUGACAACAGAACUGAUUUUAUACCAUUUAUAAUUAAAUGCAACUCGUUAGAUAAUGAAAAGCCUUCAAUUGAAGACUAUUUAGAAUCUUUAAACAUAAGGAGAAAAGAUAUUGAUAAUUUAAAGAAAUCUGAGAGAAAUAAGCUUAUCAUGCUUGAUGGCUAUGAUGAAUAUACAGGUGAUUAUUUUAAGGUUUACCAAAAGCUAAAUCUUAACGAGUGGGUGAAUACUCUAGUCAUUGUAACUUCUAGAUUAGAAAAAAUCACUGUUUCUGAUGCUAAAUUCUACUUUAAUUACUACGACAAUUAAGGAAACAUAGGUCAUAGUGAUUCAUAUGCAAUCUUCAAACUGGAAAAAAUAACUAAACAAGACAUUGAAGAUUACUUAGAGAAGUAUAAAAAUUAAAAAUAAUAAGAAAAUUAAACAGAUUUUGAUUUAGGACAGCUUGAAAAAUUUUAAAAAAUUAUAUCUAAUAAUAAUUAACUAACUGAAUUGCUAAAGUUGCCAAUCAAUUUGUAUCUUACAACAAGAAUGAUUUUAGAUAUUGACCUAAAUGACGAAAGAAUUUUGAACACUUUCGAGCAAGCUUCAGACUAGAUUGUCAUUUAAGAGUUAUUUUUCUCUUAACAAUUCAAAAAAUAAGCUCAUAUAUUUGUUCAAUAAUAAAAAUACCUUACAUUAAAUGACAAACAAAGAUAAGCAAUAGCAGAAAAAGUAGAAUCUUGCUACUUUGAAUAUUUUUAAUCUAUCGCUAUGCAUAUGUUUAUUUAAAAGGGCUAAAAGUCAAACUUUCUUUCAACAACUAGAGAAUAGAUUAAAUUUUAGCCAAGAAAAGAAGUAUCACUUUUCUUCAAAGAAAAUAAAAUAGAUUUUGAUGAAAUCAUUUAAAAAUUAGUUAAUUAUGUCGAUUCUAGAGUUAUUACGAGAAUUUAAUUGAAACUUGAAGCAAAAAACACUAAAAAUCAGCAUAAAGAAAAUUAAACUUAAAUAUAUAAUUAUAAAAUUGAAGAAAAUUAAUAGCAAGAAUUCGAGUUUAGACAUAAAUCUCUUUUUGAAUAUUUUGCUGCUAGAGCCAUGAAGUAUGAUUUUGACCUACAUAAAGAAAAUAUAUUUAAGUUAGAUAUUUCAUAACUGGAACAAUUCAACAUAAACAAAAGAAUCAUAAUGAGCAUUGAAUAAAAUGCAUCAGAACAAUAAAUUCUUUUAAAACUUUAUAAACUUAUGAAAUCUGAUAUUAAAUCAUAGUUUUUCUACUAAACAUACAGCUUAGAAGAUAUAUCUAAAACAAAUAGAUAUAUUUAAUACCUAAAGAAAUCAAAAAUUUCUAAAAACACUGAAAAGAGCAAAAUAGACAUUGGAGCUUCUAAUUUAUUGUCAGCUCUGUUUCUUUCUAAUUUUUUAUAUCCAAAUUUGAUUUUAAAGAAUUGUUCAUUUUCCUUAGCAUACAUUAAUUCUCAAUUAUAAAAGCUAGCUGAGUUUGAGGAGUGCAAUCUAAGCGAUUCUUUAAUUGAAAAUCAAGACUUAGAAAAAUAUGAAAGUUCAAACAUGAAGAAUGCAAUUUUAAAUGGUUUCUAAAAAAUAAUGGACUCAAAAAACAGUUAUUAAUUUUAUAAAGUAAUAAUAUAAAAAAAUCAUCUCGUAUCAAUAAAUUAGAGUGGUUUUAUUAAUAAAUUUGAGAUAAGCGAAAAUAAUUUCAAAUUAUUAUUGUCAAAGCAGAUUACAAAUAUCCCAUUGAAAAAUAUUUAUUACGAAAGCACAAAAAGUAUUUUUGUUACUCAUUCAAGAAAGUCUCUGUUUGAGAUAAAUUCCAUAACUUUUGAUAUAAUUUCCUCUUUCAAAUUUGUAUCAGAUAUAUCUAGUUUAUCAAUUAAUAAAUCAUAAUAUUUGGUUAAUUUAAUUAACAAUUAAAUAUUUUAAGGGGAUUUUUAAAAAGGAUUCACGCUUUUAAACUAAAUUCAAGCUGAAUCGUUUAUUUCCUUAAAGGAUAUAAUAAUCACUUAUAAAAACAAAGAAAUCAAUAUUUAUAAUUAACAAAAUCUUUAAAUUAUAAAGAAUAUUAAAUAUUUUCCACAUGAUAUUGCAGUAUCUUCAAUUUCUAAUGAUGAAAAGUAUCUGGCAGUUAAAUCAUAAAAUAAAGAUUGCAUAAUUUUCAAUUUACAAAAUUAAUUUGAUAUUAUAAAAACUAUCUAAAAUAAAGAUGAUAUAAUCUCAGUUGCUUUUUCUAGUGAUGGCAAAUAAUUGGCUAUAUUAUCAGAGUAUUAUUGCACUUUAUGGAAUGUGAAUGAGGGAUUUUCAUUCUUGUAGUAAUAGGAAUUAAAAAGUUUAAACAGAUAAUCAGUGACUUUUUCUAUUGAUGGAAGAUAUGUAAUAGCUUGUUUUUAUAGUGGUUGCAUAAUCUAUGAUACAUAAUAAAAGUUAUAAAAGGUAAUUGAGAUCCAAGUACAUACUUCAUAUAUUAAUUAAAUUGCCGUUUCUUCCAAUAAUUAAUAUAUUGCAUCUUGCUCUGAUGAUACUUGCAAUAUUUGGAGUAUUCAAAAUGGUUUAUGGCAAGUAAAUUAAAUUAAAGGACAUAAUAAAAACAUAUAUGAAGUAACUUUUUCGGGAGAUAGUAAAUAUUUAGCAACAACUUCAUAAUAUACAUGCUAAAUUUGGAAUAUUGAAAAAGAUUUCUUGCUGCAUCACACACUUGAAGGAAAUGAUAAUAAUAUUUCCUCAGUUGUAUUUUCUGCAGAUAGCAAAUAUCUAGCUACAGUUAACUCUGACUGUCUUUGUAUAAUUUGGGAUGUAGAUAAAAGAUUUUAGCUUCUUCAUUCAAUUAAUGCACAUGAUUAAAAAAAAAUUAACUCAAUUGCUUUUUCUUUUGAUGGUAAGUAAAUUGCAACAUGUUCUAGGGAUGAUAACACUUUCAAAGUAUGGAAUAUCUAAGAUGGAAUCAAAUUAAUAAAAACUAUUUAGAGUUAAUAUAUAUCUUUAGUGGCUUUUUCUCCAAAUGGCAAAUAUUUAGCAACUGGCAAAAGUGGUAAUAUUAAUAUCUGGAAUGUUGAAAAAGGAUAUGAAUUUUUAGAUACAAUUUAAGCACACUCGGAUAAUGUUGGCUUUAUUGUAUUUUCUGCAAAUAGUAAAUACCUUGUAUCAUGUCCAAAAGUUAUCAAUGAAAAUGAAUGCAAGAUUUGGAAUGUAGAUAAGGGAUUUUAACUUGUUAAAAAGAUAAUGAUUCAAUCUCUACCUGGAGUUAGUACAAUGUAAGCUGCUUUUAGCCAAGAUUCAAAGUAGCUUGUAAUAGGUAAUAAAAUUUGUUUCAUAAUUUUGAAUUUAGAAAAAGGAUAUGAGAGCAUAUAGACAGAAGUAAAAAAUAUUCGCAAGAAUCCCUCUUUUGCUUUUUCCUCAAAUUUCGUAAUUAAUGAUAGUUAUUUUUGCGAAUCAUGGAGUAUAGAAAGAGGAUUUGAGCUUAUAAAUAUAAUUUAAACCUAUAGAAAUGAUAUGUAAAAUCCUAAUUUCUCUUCAGAUGGUAAUUAUCUAGUAACUACGAAUUGGUUUUAGAAUGAUUUAAGACUCUGGAGUGUAGAAAAAGGAUUUAAGUUAAUAGAUAAAAUUGAAGUAGGAUAAUACAUUGAAAAGAUUGCUAUUUCCCCAGAUAGCAUGUUUCUUGCUACAUUAAUAGGCUAAGAUAUAAAAAUAUGGAACAUUUAAAACUAAUUUUAACUUAUUACUACAAUUCCACUUUCACUACUUUCACUGAAAAUGGAUUAUGUUUUCUUGUUAUUUAAUUUAUUACUAAAUGAAAAAUAUCUAGCCUUUUCAUUCAUGAAAAUAUGUUAAAUAUUUGAUGCAAAGGAAAAUUUUAAGCUAAUACAUACUAUUGAAAUUGAAAAUGAAAAUGAAUUGGAAGAUAAUUUAACAUCAGUGACUAUUUCUUCAGAUGGCAAGUACCUUGCAACUAGUCGUGGUAACUGUACUUGCGAAAUCUGGAGUAUAAAAGAAAAAUUUAAUCUCGUAAAAAUGAUAAAAGGUAAUGAUAUGAAUUCUGUUAUUUUUUCUGCAGAUUGCAAAUAUCUUGCUAUUUAUUCGUCAGGUAGUCCAUAUAGAAAAGGUCUAUAAAACAAUUUUUGUGAAAUUCGGAAUGCAGAAAAUGAAUUUUCACUCAUAACAAGAUUAAAUUUUUCUUUUAUAAUUACUUAAGUAGCAUUUUUUUCAGAUAACAAGUAUCUAGCAGUAAAUAUUGAAGAUGAAACUUGUAAAAUCUAUAAUUUACAAAAAGAGUUUGAAAUAAUGAAUUUAAAUGAAUUUGAGGAUAGUGAAAUUAAAUAAACUGCUGCUUCUUAGCUUGAUAGUUAAUUAAGUAACAGUCUUUUAGAUAAAUUAGUUAAACAUAAUAAAAUUUUCUAAUAAAUUUAUGAACUAUGA
Messenger RNA from Tetrahymena thermophila SB210, 7566 nucleotides. Its product is annotated as WD domain, G-beta repeat protein. Lineage: Eukaryota; Ciliophora; Oligohymenophorea; Hymenostomatida; Tetrahymenidae. The transcript is spliced from 2 exons. Gene Ontology annotation, molecular function: protein binding. The record is from RefSeq and is a predicted model, not a curated record.